CAAACACACAGCCAGCACAGACAUGAUACCGCGGGAUUCCCCUCUGCCAGCGAGUUUCCUGCCCUCAUAAACAACCCGCGCGAUCGAAAGAGAGAACCGAGCCUCGGUCGCGGUUUUCUAUUCGUGGCUCGUCGGGGCUGAAAGCGCAUGAUCCGGUUUUUUCUUGCACCUGCUUCGGGGGUGCGUUUUUCCUCUCAGCAGCUCUCGAUCGGGCCUGACAUUAACAAGGAAAUCAGCCCUGACUCCAGGGGCCUGCUGCAGCACCAGCCUCUGUCACCGGGCUCCAAGACAAACAUCGACUCCCGGAGGCUUUUAGGUCGCUGUUUCGGUUGUUUCGCUGCGUCCUGAGGAUCGAUCCAGCCAGAAUUGUCGGUGCCAUGGAGCCCGCAUCAGCCUGGUCCUGAACAGCGUGAGGAGAGCAACCAUUCUGGCCUAAAGUCCACUCCACUCCUGCCCCGAACCAAACAGACCGACAGACCGACCCACAGACCGGCAGAGCGACAGACAGGCACAGCCAAAGUCAUGGAGGCGAUAUGGCUCUAUCAGUUCCGGCUGAUCGUCAUCGGGGACUCCACGGUGGGCAAGUCGUGUCUGAUACGGCGGUUCACGGAGGGCCGCUUCGCCCAGGUGUCGGACCCCACCGUCGGCGUGGACUUCUUCUCCCGGCUGGUGGAGAUCGAGCCCGGGAAGCGGAUCAAGCUGCAGAUCUGGGACACCGCGGGUCAGGAGCGCUUUAGGUCCAUCACCAGGGCUUACUACCGUAACUCUGUGGGCGGGCUCCUCCUGUUCGACAUCACCAAUCGCCGCUCCUUCCAGAACGUCCACGAUUGGCUUGAGGAGGCUCGUAGCCACGUCCAACCCCACAGCAUCGUCUUCUUACUGGUCGGCCACAAGUGUGACCUGGAGUCACAGCGCCAGGUGACCCGCCAGGAGGCAGAGAAGCUGGCGGGAGCGUACGGGAUGCGCUACAUUGAGACGUCGGCCCGUGAUGCCAUCAAUGUGGAACACGCCUUCACUGAGCUGACCAGAGACAUCUUCGCUUUGGUGCGGUCUGGCGAAAUCACAAUCCAGGAGGGCUGGGAAGGCGUGAAGAGCGGGUUUGUCCCCAACGUGGUUCAUUCCUCCGAGGAAGUGACCAAGAGUGACCGCCGCUGUCUCUGUUGAUCUGGAAAGAGUUAUGAACGAUGGGACUGAAGGUGAAAAGGAGAGGGAAGGAUUCAGAGGGGAGUGGCUGACGGACUGAGGUGUCGGCCCUCUAACUGGCAGCCCCCUGUUAUUCUUCUUUCAGACUGAACACGGAAGGGGAUGUUUGAGGAGUUUCAAGGAAAAGGCUGGUAGAAAACGGCAAAGAACACCUUAUACAUGGGUGGGUUGUGCCCAUUUCUAAAUGCGUUUUAUUUGUUGGAGAGGAAGGAUCACAGAUGCUCAUUUACUUGCGAGGGCUCCCAUGAUUCAAAUCCUUUAGUUUUGUUAUGGGCUUCUUGCCUGAAUAUCCCUCCCUGACAGUCUUAGAAAGGCCUUAGAAAAGAGGAUCCAUUUUAGUUUUUCGCCAAAAUGAGAUGACGCUCUUGAUGUGUCGUCUUUCUUUCUCCCAUCAUCUCUUCCUUCACCUCUCCUCCCACUACUUCUUACCCUUCUCCUCUCCUCCAAUAUGCAAUUACAUGAUCACAUACAAAACGGUCACCUUUACGUUGGUGUCCAACAUCCUCCUAGCACAUACCAUUCAAAACAUUUUAGUCAGCACCCUUAGAUUAACCCUCCCUUGUUAACAAGAAUUGUGUUUCUCUUGUGCUGACAUCUUGCUCCACAUUCCACUAUCAGAGCUCAAUGGAGGAGUCCUGGAGGUCCUAGAUUUAACAAGGGAAGACAGACUUCCUUCCCGGAGCCUUUAUUUUGUUGCCAGAGACCAGAUUAUUUCUCUGUGGAACAAUUUAGGCCUCCAGUGAGCUCAAUGACAUUGACAAUGGUUAUAUCCACUAUCAUUCUGCUAAAUACCGCACUAAAACAUAACACUGUCACCCAUCCAGUUCCUAAUGGACUCCUUAAGCAGGAAGAGGCAACGUGUACAGCUUAACUGACCGAGGUGGACUUGAUGGACUAGCUUAACAACUCCUAAUUGCCUGCCAUUAACUGGGGACUUGUUAAGGUGGACUAAUUGGAAUGUUGGAGCCACAAAGCACCUUUAUAGCCAAGUCCACCUUAACUGUGGAGCUUCAUUUGGGACAUUCGAAGGGCGCAAAAAAGGAAACUGGAGAUAAUUUACUUCUCAAAGGCAAAGCAAACUGAGAGGGACCAGACCACGCAGAGGGAAACUUGAUGAACCACAUUACCCACAAUGCACGCAUACGGACAGGACUGUACCACAUCAUAGUCAAGCAAAGAAGGUCCAAUUGGCAGGCAUUAAAUCCACCCAACACAGAUACAGGAACAGGGACAUUACAAGGUUAAGUUUUGUUCUGAGAGAGUGGUUUACAUGCCUUUUUUAUGUGUGUGCGCAAGUGUAAUAUUGCAUCAAAUUUUUAUUUUCAGUUUAAUGCUUUCCAAAGUUACAGAUGGAUGUAACUGCCAAGAUAACCUUGGAGUUUCAGUAGUUAAAUCUGCACCGAAUCAAGGGAAAACUCUAGUUGUGGUGUCACUGAUUGGCUGUAGCACACGUCUCGAUUAAAGCUGGUUUAACUUUGGUUUCUACGUUUUUUUUUUAAAAGACCUCUACAUUACAUAAAGGUGUUUCUAACUAACGAUCAUUUACAUCUUGAAAAAUGCCUAGUUUCAACAUCAUUUCACUGACACUAUUUCAAGGUGCAGUCAGUGAGACUGUUGAAACAUUGUUAUAUGUGAACUAGAAAAAACACCUUUCAGCCACAUUUAGCCCGGUUUUCACCUAAUUUUAACCUAGAAAUCCCAAAAAUCAGUACUUACUGGGAUGUUUGAUGGUUUAAACCACAGUUUUCUGCCUGAUGUGUGAGUUUACUUUGUAGAGGAAUAGUGUGACAUAUUGGGAAAUUUGCGUGUUCGCUUUCUGGUGGAGAGUUAAAUGAGAAGAUCAACACCCCUCUCAUGUCUGUACACUAAAUAAGAAGCUACCUCCAGCAGCUGGUUAGCUUAGCUUAGCACAAAGGCUGGAGAUAGGGGGAAACACCUUGCCGGGCAACCAGGAAGUUAACUGCGCAGAGCUAAGAUGAUGAAUUGUUCAUUUUACACUUCGAUGUUUGUACCAAUUAAACCAACAAGAUAUAACAUGUUAAUUCACGUGCUUUAGAGUUGCCGGUUGGUGAAUUCUGUUACCUUUGGACAGAGCCAGGCUAAUGGUUUCCCCAUGCUUCCAGUCUUUUUGCUAAGCUAUGCUAACCAGCUGCUCUUCUCAUCUAAGCGUAUAAACGAGCAUGUUUCCUGUUCCUUUAAAGUGUGCAUUUAUUAUAUCGUUACAUUAACAUCUUUAGCUCAGACCAGUUACUGUUCCUUUAAAUGCCAGAAAGAAAACUAAAUCUGAUUGUGUACCAUACUGUGACAUUGGCUGGGAGACUGUGGAUACGUUGAACAGGAGAGAAUGAAAGAUGAAAAACAUCUACAAAAGGUCAAUCAACAUCAGCAGCCGACUCGUCUGCUGCUUGUCCAACACCGGUAAUCUGCUACAUCUUAAGGAAUCAACACUGGACCAAAUAUAUUAAUCUGUUUACCCUGGCAUAAAUAUUUGGUUGUAUUUGCUGUCAUUCAAUGUUUGAAUGAAAGUCAUUCAAACAUUGCGAAGGAAUAGAUAGACACUAAGAGCAUUGUUAGCAAUUAAAUGUACCUUAAAUUACCUAUCACAAAUACCUGGAUGGCUUAGUGUGCAUCUAGAUAUUUAUUGUUUUGCAGAAUCCCCAUUUUAAGUGUUUGCUCCUCUCUCUCUCUCUCUCUCUCUCUCUCAAUAUGAAGAAAUGCAUUUGUCUGAUUGAGAUACUGUUGUAGUUCUAGGAAGAAUACGGUUUGUUUGAAAACCUUUUUAAAACUCUAUUUGACUACUAAUCUGAUCUGCAAUCCCACAUAACUUGCGCAUGUAUAUUCCUGCUAUGAUCAUAACACCUAUUUAUUUUUUACAUUUAUUUAUAGUAAUAAUUACAGUCCUGUAGGGCAGUGAGGAUACUGUAAGUGCUUCAUUUGCUUACACUGUAUGCCUUGUUUUUACAUGUUUCCAAAGAGUUUUGUGUGUGUCAUUUUAUUUUUACAUGAAUGUAUCAUAUAAGAAAUGUGUGAAUGUGUGAAUUAGAAACAUUUCCAGUAAAAGCGACACACCGUUUUCUCCUUAAAAAGCUUUGAUGAUGAGACUUGAACGGAAAUUACUCUAAUGAUAAUCCACCUCCACGGCUAUACACGCUGCAUUAUUCUUUACUGAAGUGUGUGAAAUGCUGUUGCUAUAGGCAGAAAAGAUCGAUCUGCAAAAGUUCUCCCAGGAAUUAAAAAGGUUCUUCCUGAUGCCCUUGUGUUUUUGAGAUUCGACAGUGAGGGGCUGGUUUUUCCAUUUCUCUGACUUGCUGUAUCAUCCACAGUGCUUCCUGCUGAAGCACCUUUACAUGUUGCCAAGCGGCCGCCGUGGAGUAGACAGUUCAGAGGUGUUAAAGUUUGUGUGGGUGGGUGUGGAUGCAGUCUCCUGUGUGUGCAGCUCCUGCUGUCAAGAGUCCUCCAGCAGCUGGUAGAUCUGCUACACUGUACAGCACCUAGUCUAAUCUUCAAGCUCUGUAAUAUCUCGCUUCCACUCUGAAAUAUUGUCUUAAGGAAACACAGUAGUCACAUUUUGGGAAACACAAACUUCUUGCUGAGAGUUAAGGUGAGAAGAAUGAUACCACUCUCAUGUCUGUUUGAUAAAUGUUAAGCUACAACCAGCAGCUGGUUUCCAGACUGGAGACAGUGGCAGUAACAAAACCCACCUACCAGCACCUCUAAAGCUCACUAAUAAAGACUUUCUAUUUUGUUUGUUUAAUCUGUACAAGAGCCAUGCAAGCGGUUUCCCCCUUGUUUCCACUCUUUAUGCUAAGCUAAGCUAACCAGCUGCUGGUUGUAGCUUCAUAUUUAGCGUACAAACGUGAGAGUGGUAUCAAUCUUAUUUAACUCUCAGCAUUCAAGUGAAUAAGUGUAACAGUAUUUCCUACAAUGUCAAGCUAUUCCUUUAAGUAGCUACAAUAAAAUACAGAUUAUC
Molecule: messenger RNA, 5173 nt
Organism: Seriola dumerili (greater amberjack)
Lineage: Eukaryota; Metazoa; Chordata; Actinopteri; Carangiformes; Carangidae
Gene: rab39bb
Product: RAB39B, member RAS oncogene family
Exons: 4
Coding region: 523-1164 (213 amino acids)
Biological process (GO): Rab protein signal transduction
Cellular component (GO): Golgi membrane
Molecular function (GO): GTPase activity; GTP binding
Source: RefSeq, a predicted model, not a curated record